ACAGGAUUCCCAUCAUCAAAACAUGAAGAUAAACGUUUCGGUUUUUAUUACUGCAGUACUUCUCGCAGCUGUUUCAGCUCAAGAUACAGAGGAGACUGCACUUGAUAGAUGUUACGACAACCAAUGCAAAGACUUUCAGCAAGAUUACAACAACUGCCACGAUCAAGCAGAGAACGACGAGGUGAAGUUUUUUACCUGCGCUUGUCCAAAGAUGACAGACACGUUGGCCAAUAACGGUGAUUGCUCUGAUUGUCUUCUUAACGCUGGCUACAAUUUAACCGCACAAGCGGGUGUCUACUGUGACGCAUUCGGUGUGUUCAAUCCAACUCAAGCUAGCUCAUGGAGUGAGGCCUCAACAGCAUCAACAGCCUCUUCAUCACCAUCCAGCAGCAGCAGCAGCAACAAUGACGACGAUGAUAGCUCAGCAACCUCAAUUGGUGUGACUACCGCUGCAGCUGGUGUAAUGUUAGCUGCCAUCGGUUGCUUGUUCUAAGCUCUCUAAACUCAGCUCCACUCUUCUCUCCUUUUCAUUUGUCUCAAUAUCUUUGUCUCGGAAAGACAAUGAGGAACAAUAAUUCUACUUUCUUAUCUAUCUCCAUUCUUGAAUAGUCAGUAAAUUUGUAAAGAGAGCAUCAUGCAUAAU
Wallemia mellicola CBS 633.66 is the source of this 643-nucleotide messenger RNA. RefSeq lists its product as hypothetical. The transcript is spliced from 3 exons. Lineage: Eukaryota; Fungi; Basidiomycota; Wallemiomycetes; Wallemiales; Wallemiaceae. The record is from RefSeq and is a predicted model, not a curated record. The coding region runs from base 23 to 493 and encodes 156 amino acids.